This is a messenger RNA of Bacillus rossius redtenbacheri, 3025 nucleotides long. RefSeq names its product leucine-zipper-like transcriptional regulator 1 (gene Lztr1). The coding region runs from base 560 to 2866 and encodes 768 amino acids. The transcript has 15 exons. Gene Ontology annotation, cellular component: Golgi apparatus. NCBI's taxonomy places the organism in Eukaryota, Metazoa, Arthropoda, Insecta, Phasmatodea, Bacillidae. Gene Ontology annotation, molecular function: protein binding. The record is from RefSeq and is a predicted model, not a curated record.
GCUUUAGAAUUGAAAGACAUUUGAAAAGCGAAAUAGGUUAAAAAAAUUCAAUAAACUGUUGAUUGAUUUUGAGGAAAAAAACAAAAACAAAAACAAUACACAUAUUGUGUUAUUCAAUGUUUUAUAAAAUUAUGACAAACAUGCUAACGAGUUUCUUAGUUUACAUGCUUAAUAUAUUUUAGGCUUAUUUUUCGGAUAUUUUUUUCUUUAUUUAACGCUGGAUGCUUGGUUUCAUUAGACUGUGCUUGAAGAAAUGUAUAUUACCCUGGAAAUCAUCUAUGUAUUUCUGAAAAGUGUGUACUCCAAGAUCAACAUUAGGGACCGUGUUCUUCAAGAAAACAAGUUGCUAAAAGUUUCAUGCUGCAAUUAUACAAUCAUAAAUAGCAAAUUUGUCUAAUAAAUAUUUUGGGAUGAUCAUGACACAGUUAAAGAAUUUCACUUGGUUUGUGUUAACCACAUUAAUUCAUACCAUGAUGUUUUGAAAUGGUCUGGAGGAUUGUACCAAUGAAACUCAUCAUUUCAAUAAAAUGUUGAUUAAAAUUUGUGAUACGUCUGGAUAAUGACAGCUACUCACAUUCCAAAUGUUGACCACUCAUGGAACGAAACAAUGGAAUGUCUGACACUUGAUUUUGGACCAUUUGAAACUGUUCAUCGUUGGAAAAGAAUGCCAGAAUGUGAUGAAUUUGUUGGUGCAAGACGCAGUAAACAUACAGUUGUUGCAUAUAAUGAUGCCAUCUAUGUUUUUGGUGGAGACAAUGGGAAAAGUAUGUUAAAUGAUUUGUUGCGCUUUGAUGUGAAAGAAAAAUCAUGGGGAAGAGCUUUUGCUACUGGCACUCCACCAGCUCCGAGAUACCAUCACUCUGCAGUAGUGCACGAGACAUCAAUGUUUGUGUUUGGUGGUUACACAGGAGAUAUUCAUUCUAACUCAAACCUUUCCAACAAGAAUGAUUUAUUUGAAUAUAAAUUUCAAACUGGCCAGUGGAUUGAAUGGAAGUUUGUUGGCAGGACACCUGUUCCUCGAUCAGCACAUGGAGCUGCAGUUUACGAUGGAAAAUUAUGGAUAUUUGCAGGAUAUGAUGGCAAUGCAAGGUUAAAUGAUAUGUGGACAAUAUCUUUACGCGGAGAUAAUCGAACUUGGGAAGAAAUAACACAAAUUGAUGAUCGACCACCUACCUGUUGCAAUUUUCCUGUUGCUGUUGCUCGAGAGUCUAUGUUCGUGUUUAGUGGGCAGAGUGGGGCCAAGAUCACAAAUAGUCUUUUUCAGUUUCAUUUUAGUGACAAACGGUGGACGCGGAUCUCUACGGAACACAUUCUUCGAGGAGCCCCACCGCCUCCAGCGCGUCGCUAUGGCCAUUCCAUGGUGGCUUUCGAUCGCCACUUGUACGUGUUCGGAGGCGCCGCAGACAGCACUCUCCCGAAUGAUUUGCAUUGCUAUGACCUUGAUACACAAACAUGGUCGAUUAUAGUGCCAGCCCCUGAUUCACAGAUGCCAUCUGGGCGAUUGUUUCACGCAGCUGCUGUCAUAGGGGAUGCCAUGUAUUUUUUUGGUGGCACUGUAGAUAACAAUGUUCGAAGUGGAGAAAUGUAUAGGUUUCAGUUUUCAUGCUAUCCUAAAUGCACUCUUCAUGAAGAUUUUGGCAAGCUUUUGGAAAGCAGACAGUUUUGUGAUGUUGCAUUUGUCAUUGGACCUGAUGAGGUUACGAUUUCAGCACAUACAGCAAUGGUUUCUGCACGCUCUCAGUGGUUGCGUACGAAAAUUCAACAAGCACGAGACAAGCUUCUUGAAAAGCAGGUGUUUGGUUCAAAUCAACUACAAUCCAGAAAUUUGCCUGUGCUGAAUGUUGAGUUACCUGAUGCUGUUCCAGAAGCAUUUGAAAUGGUUUUAAAUUAUAUAUACACAGACCACAUAGAUCCAACAGAAAAAUUAGAUCAUCCUGUUUGUAUUCGUAUUGUUCUGCUCAUGAUGGACGUGUACCGCCUAGCAGAACAGUUUCACAUGCAGCGCCUUGAGCAGCUAUGUAUGCAAUACCUUGCUGCAACCAUCAGCCAUUCCAAUGUUCUGGAAGCUCUUCGCAAUGCUGUGCGGCUGCAACUGCUCCAGAUUAAGGAGUACUGCAUGAAGUUCAUUGUAAAAGAGACAAAUUAUAAUGACAUUGUUAUGAGCAAGGAGUUUGAGACACUAGAACAGCCCCUAAUGGUGGAAAUAAUUCGCCGUAGGCAAAUGCCACAAAGUCGUGCCCAUACUGAACCAAAGUUUGAUGGAUGGGGUUCAACCUUGGAAGAAGAUAUGGAAAAUUUUCUUAAGAGUGUUGGUAAAGAUUUUACUGACAUCAUUUUGAUGCUGGAUGGUACGCCUGUCCCUGCACAUAAGGCUAUUUUGGCAGCAAGAUGUAGCUACUUUGAAGGCAUGUUUCGUUCUUUUAUGCCAGAAGAUAAUAUUGUACAGAUUCAAAUUGGAGAGACAAUUCCAUCCCAUCAGUCAUUUCAAUCUCUGUUGAAUUAUAUUUACUAUGCGGAAGUUAACAUGCCCCCUGAAGAUUCUCUCUACCUCUUCAGUGCUCCAUACUUUUAUGGUUUUACCAAUAACAGGCUGCAAGCUUUCUGUAAGCAAAACCUUGAAAUGAAUGUUACUUUUGAGAAUGUGAUUCAAAUACUUGAAGCAGCUGAUCGGAUGCAGGCUUCUGAUAUGAAGAAGUAUGCCCUUAACCUUAUUGUGCACCAUUUUUGCAAGGUUGCUAGAUUACCAAAAUUUCGAAGCUUAAGUCGUGCCCUUCUUCUUGACAUAAUGGAUGCUCUAGCAGAUGACCGAAGUGAUUCAAAAAUGUGUCAAGAUAUAUCAUGCAUUAGUUUAAGCAGUGACUGCUAAAAUUAAACAUUUCCUAGUUGUGAACGCACAAGUAUUAAGAGCCGAAAUACAGUAAUGUCUAGUGUGGCAGUUUAUCUAUAGAUACAUUUAUAAUUUAUUAUAAUGUAUAUUAUGUUAAAACUGAGAAUCUGAAAAAUAAAUCACUCUUGUUCAUAGAAA